Molecule: messenger RNA, 4887 nt
Organism: Phacochoerus africanus (Common warthog)
Lineage: Eukaryota; Metazoa; Chordata; Mammalia; Artiodactyla; Suidae
Gene: SPRED2
Product: sprouty related EVH1 domain containing 2
Exons: 7
Coding region: 1014-2267 (417 amino acids)
Biological process (GO): multicellular organism development; negative regulation of MAPK cascade
Cellular component (GO): membrane
Molecular function (GO): protein kinase binding
Source: RefSeq, a predicted model, not a curated record
CGGGCCGCGGCCGGGCGGCACAAACCUUAGGGCACAAUCCUCUCCCAAAAGAUCCCUACCCUGACCCCCACCGGUGGGGGGGGGGGGGACGGGAGAAAGAUUACUACCAGUUCACGCCGGCUAGAUCUGCACUCCCCACCCUACCAGACCCUGACGGGCGAGAAGCUGGAGGACGCAGAGAGGGGGUAAAAGACAAGAAAGAGAGAGAGAAUUGCUGAGAAGGAGAAAAUGUCUGCUGCCCCCCGAGUCAUUGCCGAGCGGGGAUUGCGGCCCGCUUCCGACUGAAACGAGACCUGCGGGUCUACUGAGCAUGCCCGUCCCGCGGCCGCCGAGCGUCGCUCCGGUUCCGAGCUCCGGGCUUUCCUGGCGGCCAACGAGGAAGCUUUUUGCACUCCACCACCUCUGGCGGCUGGGAAGACGUCAUCGCUUCCGCCCUACUUCCUCCUCCUGUUGGCGGCGGUGAGAAUCCAAUAUGGAGUAAAUCGGUGGAGUCGAGAGAUGGGGCUCGGACGGGGCGCCCUGCACCGCCUCCCAGGCGCACCUCCCCCGGCCUCCGGCCGCUCCCCGGAACCGUGAUUGGCCAAGCCCCCCGGGGGCGACCCAAGGCUGAGCCCCCACCGGCUGCUGGCCCUCUCCCGCUCUCCGCAGUCCCCGCCGCUCCACGGAGAGCUUGUUUUUCUCCUCCUCUCCCCCACCGCCGUCCCCUGCCCAAAUCAUUCCCCUCUGCCCGCUUCCGAACCCCGAGCCCCCGCCCGCCUCGACCCUCGGCGCUGCGGCGCUCGCUCCCCCCGACCCAAGCUUGCCUGUGCACCCCUUCCUCCAGACCUCACCCCGCGCUCCGGUCACCCAGCUUCCCCUUCUGCCUUCUGCGGCGCCCCCUUCAUCUUUAGCACCCCCCCCGCCCCCACCAAAUCAGGCGAUCUCCGGAGAUGUGAAGAAGGGGGGUGAGCGGACAGGAAGAUGAAGGGAGCAAAGCUGCCCGCCGCGGGACAGGCGUCUAGGUGAACAGGAAAAUGACCGAAGAAACACACCCGGACGAUGACAGCUAUAUUGUGCGUGUCAAGGCUGUGGUUAUGACCAGAGAUGACUCCAGCGGGGGAUGGUUCCCACAGGAAGGAGGCGGGAUCAGUCGCGUGGGGGUCUGUAAGGUCAUGCACCCCGAAGGCAAUGGACGCAGCGGCUUUCUCAUCCAUGGUGAACGGCAGAAAGACAAACUGGUGGUGUUGGAGUGCUAUGUGAGAAAGGACUUGGUCUACACCAAAGCCAACCCAACUUUUCAUCACUGGAAGGUCGACAAUAGGAAGUUUGGACUUACUUUCCAAAGCCCUGCUGAUGCUCGAGCCUUUGACAGGGGAGUAAGGAAAGCAAUUGAAGACCUUAUAGAAGGCUCAACAACAUCAUCUUCCACCAUCCAUAACGAGGCUGAGCUUGGUGAUGAUGACGUUUUUACAACAGCUACAGACAGUUCUUCAAAUUCGUCUCAGAAGAGGGAACAACCUACGCGGACGAUCUCCUCCCCCACAUCCUGUGAGCACCGGAGGAUUUAUACCCUGGGCCACCUCCACGACCCUUACCCCACGGACCACUAUCACCUCGAACAGCCGAUGCCAAGGCCCUACCGUCAGGUGAGCUUCCCGGAUGACGACGAGGAGAUCGUGCGCAUCAACCCCAGGGAGAAGAUCUGGAUGACGGGCUACGAGGAUUACCGGCACGCGCCAGUGAGGGGCAAAUACCUGGACCCCUCGGAGGACGCGGACUCCUACGUGCGCUUUGCCAAGGGCGAGGUCCCCAAGCAUGACUACAACUACCCCUACGUGGACUCCUCAGACUUUGGCCUCGGCGAGGACCCCAAAGGGCGCGGGGGCAACGUGAUCAAGACCCAGCCCUCCCGGGGCAAGUCCCGGCGGCGGAAGGAGGACGGGGAGCGCUCCCGGUGCGAGUAUUGUCGGGACAUGUUCAACCACGAGGAGAACCGGAGGGGCCACUGUCAGGACGCGCCCGACUCCGUGAGAACUUGCAUCCGCCGGGUGAGCUGUAUGUGGUGUGCGGACAGCAUGCUCUAUCACUGUAUGUCGGACCCCGAGGGAGACUAUACAGACCCGUGCUCGUGCGAUACUAGCGACGAGAAGUUUUGCCUCCGGUGGAUGGCUCUUAUUGCCUUGUCUUUCUUGGCCCCUUGUAUGUGCUGUUACCUGCCCCUGCGAGCCUGCUACCACUGCGGAGUGAUGUGCAGGUGCUGCGGCGGGAAGCACAAAGCGGCCGUGUGACGCGGUUUCCCUCCCUCCCCUUCCUCCAGCCACAGCCCCACGGGGACUUGUCUUCUUCAUCCUCUCAUCUCUCCCCGGCUCCCAGGUACCGGAGGCACCCUUCCAGCCUGGGGCCCCUGCCUGGUGGACGCUGCACCCCCGCCACCCUCUCUGCCCCGGCUCCACCCACGCACGCACACACAGUGUUCCAAGGAAGGGACCCUCCGCCUGGACGCUCGUGUAUUACUAACAGUCUGUAUAUUCAAGCUGACUAUCUCAUACAGGUGUCGAUUUCUCAUCCUUUCUCCCCACCUCUUCCAGUUCAAAGGCGCCUACAGUGGGAACUGCUGAUUUGGGGUGGGUUUUGUCGGUGGGUUUUUUUUCCCCCGAGAGCUGCGAAGACCAUCUUUGUCCUGGUUCAGCCUCCCUCUUGCGAACGCUUCCUCGGGUUCCUGUGGAAAUGGGAUGUCGGAAUGAUGAAAAGCCUCCCAGACGUCUUUUAACCUGCAGUCAGUUAUUAUGUAUAGAAGGUGAGCUACUUUAACUUCUCCCGAGAUCGCUUUAACUUUUCUGAAGCCAAACUUCCCAUGUGAUCUGCAUUUUCUCUCUUGAGCCCAUCAUCUCCCAUCGCCCCCCUCACUUCUCCCAAAAGCUGUCAUUCACUGAUAAAAACAUUUAAUCGUGAAAUGACUGAGAAUUGAGCCUUAACUUCAGAUUAACUUGGGAGAAUCAGGAAAAUUCUCUUAACUGCAUCACAUCCUCUCAGACCAGGGCUAGAAAGGGGAUUUCAGGUUUCUCUGAGCCUCCCCAGUUACCCCUAAAGUAGAACUUUUUAAAAUUAUGUCACCACCACUUGUAAAAAUUUAGCAAUAUUCGAAGAAAAUGCUCAUGAAGUAAGAAAUUCUGCUCAUGGUUUUGCAAAGCAAAUAGUCUCUUCAGGCACAAACCAGUGUUCUCCAACCACGGUCCAGUUGAGAAUCACUAAGGUUGUGAUAAAUAAAACUAUAGGAACUCCCCCCCCCCCCCCCCCCCGCCCCCAGUGGCUAUUUUCUAUUAACUGGGGGAAAUUUUAAAUACCAUCAAUUUGAAGAGUGGUGGGUUGCAUUUUGUUCAUGGGUUUGUGUUUGUGUUUUCAUUUUGGACUCAAUUUCUCAUCACCAGAUUCUUCAUUUAUACUUGGGGAAAACAAGGCCAUAUGUAAAAACCCUUCCGCUGCCUAAGUGUCUUUCUCCUGCAACUCCAAACCCAGACCUGCCACUUGGGGUGCACAGAUGGUUAGUUCAGCAGGCUGGGUCUACCCCUUUCGCCUUGCCACGUAGGAGGCUUCUGAUUAUUAGCUGGAAAAGAGUAUUUUUCUAAUAUAUUGCAAGGAGUAGCCAAGUCUUACUGCAGAAAGUAGAAUGGAGAGUGGUUACCUGUACCUGCCAUAGUACAAUCAGGGUGUCGUGGAGACCAUAGAGGACAGGCCUGUCAGCACUGGCUGUCCUUCCCACCAGGAUCUUCCUGUGGUCAUUUCCAGCCGAGGGCCUGGCCUCAUCCCACCCUCCCCGCUUCCCGCAUCCCUCCUCUGUGGCCACCAGGACAUCAGUCUCCAAGAAAAGGGACUUUUUUUCCAAUCUGCCAAUCGUAUUGGGAAAGUGCUAGCCACGCUUACCUUCAUGGGAAUGUUUUCAGCUCUCCUGAGAGCCCAUCGCCUUUCUUUCUCUGAUCAUCGAUGUAAAUACCCAGUGUGCUUCUGAGCUCUUUGGUAGACAUUUUCGUUAGGUGGAGCGACUGGUUGCGCCUUCCAGUUUGGGAAAGGAGCUAUUAAUCUGAUGAUGCAAGAAAAGAGCCGCUUCCCAGCCUGGAGAACAUCUAGAAGGGCUUCAGCCAGCCUCCCACCGCCAAGAGACCGUCUUUCCCCCCUGUCCUGAGGUAUUUCCUCAGGGUCUUUCUCAAGGUCUCCUCUCUACAAAGCACAACACUAAUGUAUGUUUGGUUAGACCUCAGUUCAAGUGCCCCUAUUUAUUUAGUAAGAAUACACACAUCCUGGCUGCUUUUUGUUGGUCAUCUCUGUCGAGUCAUCAUCUGUUUCUGUCUUCCUUUACCCCUUGUCCUUUUCUACCCCUCUGAAGAGGUAACGCUCGUGAAUCUUACUCCACGUAUCCUUUUUGGUUUGUGAAGAAGGUAGCGGUUAAGGGCACAAGGACAGCCAUGGGGACAUUUGUGUAAAUACGUCUCUCUCUAAUUGCCACACUGCAGCUGAACAUCAGCUUUGCCAUACUGACGUCAAUCAUCCAAGAGAAAUUAUUUCAGAUUUUAUUUUUGUAUCUGUGGUAACAAAGCAGUAACAAAAGAUCUUCUGUUUGGAAGCCCCUCCCCACCGCUGACCACCUCCCACCCCCCACCCACCAAGCUGUUUUGCUCACAUUAACAGAUUAAAGUGCCUGAAGCAUAAUUCCUUCUUUACCUGUGUACUAAAAGCCCCGUUGUAUUGAUUUUUUUAUAAUAAGCCUUUUUACCUCUGUGUAAAAAAUAUAUAUACAAGUGUAUGAUGUACAUUUUAGUUCUUAACCUUUUUUUAUGGUUUCUAAUAUGUAUGACCAAUGUAGCCAUUGCUUUACAAUGUACCAUGUAAAUAUAAAUACAUCCUAUCAGAUCA